Spirodela intermedia is the source of this 678-nucleotide messenger RNA. The record is from the annotation of a GenBank genome assembly. NCBI's taxonomy places the organism in Eukaryota, Viridiplantae, Streptophyta, Magnoliopsida, Alismatales, Araceae.
AUGGGUUUCAACUCUCAGCCAAUCUCCGGCGAGGUGGCCGAUCCCCUGAGGCAGAAGGCGGAGGAGCUUAAAUGCCCCCGUUGCGACUCUACCAACACCAAGUUCUGCUACUACAACAACUACAGCCGCUCUCAGCCGCGCCACUUCUGCAAAGCCUGCAAGAGGCACUGGACGGCCGGCGGGACCCUCCGCAACGUCCCCGUCGGCGGCUGCCGGAAGGCCAGCCGCCGUCCGAAGACCCCCCAUCAACCCUCCUCCGGCAAGCAAACUAUCAAGCUGCCGCUGUCCCUCCCACAGGACCUCUUCUUCCCCCAGCCGGAUUUCCCCGACUGUGGCUACAUGGGCUCGCUCCCGCUCCACCACGGCGGCGUCGCGGCGGCGGAGACGGGCGGCGGUGGGUGCUCCUUCCCCUUGUUCCUGAACCUCUUGGGGUCCGAAGACUUGCCUCUGGAGGCGACGACGGCCGCGCCGUGGGACCUGCUGCAGCCAACGCAACCGAGCUUCAGCACCGUGACCACGGCAAGCAGCUGCCAGACGGCGGCGGAGUCCCCUUCUCCACCUUCUUCCAGUGGCUGCUGGGACGAUCUGACCGGCUUCCUCUUCUCCCCCCACCUAGAGCACCCUCCUCCGCCGCCGGGUCCCUACCAGUCCAAGUAUUCGAGCUCCCCCGCGCAAUGA